Zophobas morio is the source of this 1723-nucleotide messenger RNA. RefSeq names its product UDP-glycosyltransferase UGT5-like. The coding region runs from base 112 to 1665 and encodes 517 amino acids. The record is from RefSeq and is a predicted model, not a curated record. NCBI's taxonomy places the organism in Eukaryota, Metazoa, Arthropoda, Insecta, Coleoptera, Tenebrionidae. The transcript is spliced from 3 exons. Gene Ontology annotation, molecular function: UDP-glycosyltransferase activity.
ACGCUGUAAAUAUCCGCUACGAUUCUAAAUAUCCGUCACCUUGACCACUGGUUAGUUUAAAUAAAAAUAUCACACAGUCGCUUUAAUCUUCAACGAGAGUCAACACAUACAAUGAAGACUGUUUUUUCAUUUUUAUUAUUGGUGAUCAUAUCCCAUGACUCCAAAUGUGCCAAAAUUCUGGGGGUGUUUCCAGUGCCGGCUCGCAGUCACUACAUCUUAGGCAAUUCGUUAAUGAAAGGUUUGGCGGAAGGUGGUCACGAAGUAACAAUAAUCGCGCCUUUCGUGGACAAGAAUCUCCCCAAAAACGGUUCCUACAAACAAAUAGAACUGACAGAAGUAGCAGAAGAACAUGAAAGGCGUCGUAAAGAAAUGAAAAUGUUUGACAUGGAUGAUAUGAACCCCAUUGUCUUCAUCACUUUUGUCCUUGAUUGGAUCACUGCAUUCACAGAAUACACGCUCAAAAGUAGCAAAGUCCAAAAGUUCCUCAAAUCUGGCGAAAAGUUCGAUGUAGUGAUAAUAGAACAGUUUAUGAACGACGCCCAUAAAGGUUUCGCUACACAUUUCGACGCUCCUAUGAUUCUGUUAAGUACCAUCGGGGCCAAUAUUUGGGUCAACAUGUUAGUGGCUAACCCAGCACCCACUUCUUACGUACCAGACGCUUUGCUUAGUUUCUCUAGCCAGAUGACGUUCAGUGAAAGAUUGACCAACACUGCCUACAACGUGUUCAGUUACCUUUUAUUCCAUUUGUAUGGGUUUCCGAAACAAGCAAAAAUAUAUGAUCAGUAUUUUCCGAAUGGUGUACCCUUUUAUGGUGCUCUGUACAACGCGUCUAUAGUUUUGCUCAACUCCCACUUUAGUACGAGUCACCCUGUACCAUAUGUACCCAACAUGAUUGACAUUGGCGGUUUUCACAUACAACCAAGCAAGAAACUACCACAAGACUUGCAAAAGUUUCUAGAUGGUUCCAAAGAAGGCGUCAUUUAUUUCAGUUUGGGUUCAAAUUUUCGAAGCUCGGAACUACCACCCAAAAAACUUGAAGCCUUUUUGAACACUUUUGCUAAAACGAAGAUGAAGAUUUUGUGGAAGUGGGAAGAGGAUGUUCUUCCUGGUCAACCGAAGAACGUGAAGUUGGGGAAGUGGUUGCCACAACAAGACAUUCUAGCACACCCAAAUGUCAAAGUUUUCGUCACCCAUGGUGGUUUGUUGAGUACCACGGAAACCAUCUACCAUGGAGUACCAGUUCUGGCUGUACCUAUAGCAGCCGACCAGAGACUGAACGCACGACGCAUAGUUAAAGACGGUUUUGGACUCUGUGUCGACUAUAAAGAAAUUUCCGAAGAAGCGUUAACACAGAAGUUACGAGAACUUUUGAACAAUCCUAGGUACGCCAGAAACGCCAAAAAACGGUCAAAACUUUUCCACGAUCGACUCGUAGGACCUAUGGAAACCGCGGUUUACUGGGUGGAGUACGUAAUUCGUCACGGAGGUGCCUCUCAUUUAAAAGUAGCCGGGGUUGACUUACCGUGGUAUAAAUACAUGCUGCUAGACGUCGGAGUGUGUAUUUUAACAACACUGGCAUUUAGUUUGUAUGUACUUUAUAAAAUUACAAAAACAAUAUUUUCGUUGUGUUCGAAAUCAAAAGUUCAGAAGAUGAAACACUCGUGAUCUGUCAAACAUUUUUUUGUUAUCAUAAUUCGAAUAAAUGUAUUACUUGUUCAGAUAA